Messenger RNA from Xiphias gladius (swordfish), 4136 nucleotides. It is a transcript of the gene alg14, whose product is annotated as ALG14 UDP-N-acetylglucosaminyltransferase subunit. The record is from RefSeq and is a predicted model, not a curated record. Gene Ontology annotation, cellular component: UDP-N-acetylglucosamine transferase complex. Gene Ontology annotation, biological process: dolichol-linked oligosaccharide biosynthetic process. Bases 69 to 719 code for a protein of 216 amino acids. The transcript has 4 exons. NCBI's taxonomy places the organism in Eukaryota, Metazoa, Chordata, Actinopteri, Istiophoriformes, Xiphiidae.
UGCCUGAAAGCCUGAACUCAGGGCUAAAAAUAAUUUUCCCGUAUCUACAUUGGUCCAACACAUUUACCAUGACAUUCCUGGAGGGAGCUGUGUUUGUGUUUUUACUUAUAAUUCUGUUAUGUAUUAUCCGGUUAUAUAUAAUUGUGAAGACUGGAUCAAAGUAUAAACUUGGAACCAAAGGUCCAAUUGCUGUUCUCGUCGUUGCAGGAUCGGGUGGUCACACCACAGAGAUCCUGCGGCUGAUGGAGUGCCUGUCUGCAGCAUACAAACCUCGACACUAUGUUAUUGCUGACACUGACAGGAUGAGUGAGGAGAAAAUCUGCACUUUUGAAAGCUCUAAACAACACUCAGACUCUGAGUCACAGUUCACCAUCUGUCGAAUCCCACGGAGCCGGGAAGUGCAUCAGUCUUGGAGUUCCUCUGUUGUCAGCAGCCUGAAUGCCCUGCGAUAUUCCCUCCCUCUGGUGUUCAGACUCAGACCUGACAUGGUGCUGUGUAAUGGCCCAGGGACGUGCGUUCCUGUGUGUGUGGCAGGACUCCUGCUUGGAAUUCUGGGAAUGAAGAAAGUCCUGAUAGUUUAUGUUGAAAGUAUUUGCCGGGUGCAUACACUGUCGCUCACAGGGAAGAUCCUGUACCCAAUAUCACACUUUUUCUUUGUGCAGUGGUCCUCUCUGAGGAACAAAUACCCCAAAUCCAUUUUCCUUGGAAGAAUAGUGUGAAAACAUCUGUUACACAUGAGCACAUAGUAUACACAAAUACGUAAUUAAAUAUAUUGUAAUGUUUGCUGAAUAAACAUGAAUAACUAUAAUAAAUAUUUUUUGCCGUGUAUAGAUGGAUGUUACAUUUACUACAGAGUGCAAGGUUUAACACCACAGUAUACUUGAUGUUACAUAGAAAAACAUUACCUUUCUUAAUUAAAAAAACAAAAGAUCUAUAAUUACCAUCAUAAAAAGGGUAGAGGAUACCAUAUUUGCAAGUUUCUCUCUGCUGCUGGACGAAUAAGGAAGGAAAAGUUGAUGAAAAUAAAAUUGCAGUGUACACUACUCACCUCCAGUUUACUCUGUCAAAGUAGUCUAUGACUGUGCAUCUAAAAAGCAUUUAAAAAUGGUACCACAAAAAGACACAUUUUUAAAAGCUUUAAUCAAAAAAUAUUUUAGAAUACUAUUCAAUUUUGGUACUUUUGUAUCCCCAUUAGCAGUGACACAGGGAUACUGUAAGGACAGGCCAUCUCUUUGUGAUGUGGAAGCAGUGCAUGGCAAGUAAUAUCUCCUCCCAUAUCACCUUCUGCCUUCCCGUGCACCCUUCUGUGCCAGGUGCACACAGAUCACUAUUUUUUCCACCUAUAAUGUCUAUAUACAACACUGAUAGAGUGACCCAUUUACCAGUGACAAUUACUCUUCUGUUGAGUGUUUAAUAUUUUUUUUUUCAUAGGAGGGACAUGCCUCUGGUUGCAGGAAUUGAGCUAUACCAAUCUUCCAUUCUUUCUGCACACUCAUGUGACCCCUUCACUGAAAGCAGGGAGAGUGUUGCCUGAGUUGUGACUUCCUUUGCUAGCGCCCUCAUUAACAGCAUUCUGCAUCAUGCCUCACUCUGCCUCGCUCACCACUAUUAGACGUGGAUUCUUGGCUAGACAGGUUUUUGAGGAGGGGGCAAGUUAUUCCUCAGCGAACCUUCUCCAUUCUGGGGCAUCUUAAACCCUUCUCCAGCUCCAGCAGGACGAUGGUACCGGAAGAGCAAAUGAACGGUUAUCUUUGUUCUCUUAUGUCCUUGUUCACUAUGCUUGCUUUAUGGACAGAGAUGGGAUGCUUUGUGCGCUCAGCAUAAUACAUGUGGCCAGUCAUCUCAUUACAUCAACCCUCUCAGUCACUACAGUACGCAAAGUUCUGCUCUAUUUUCCCCUCAGUUACCAGCAAGCUUUUGCAGUGGUCUAUCUGGGGGCAGGGGUGCAAGGCCCCCUAGCCUCCACAGGAAGGCUGACAGGCAUUUUUUUGUUCCUCAAGAGCCUUCUUGGAUAUCCUGAAGUGGGAGCAGGUUGCAGGUCCCUGGUGGAAGGCUCGGGAACCAGCGGACCCCCUCCCGGAAAUAGUUGCAUCAGUCUGAUCAUGUUUUUGGUCUGCCUAUAGCUGACCUGUUCAGAAACAGGUCACACUCAGUGUCCUCUCUGGUUAUCCCAGUGAGCUAGUGACCACCCUCCUUGGGGAGUUGAUUUGCCCACCUGGCGUGGCUCCACAGUGUGCUUAACACUUUUUCUUCCCUGUGGCUGAUGAUGCCGUUGCUCCACAGGUUCAGGACACAGUGCCUCUCCCUCAUAGUAUUGGCACCAUAGUUCCUGGGCACUAGAUUAUUCAGAGACCGGAUUUGGAUGAUGUUGGUGUGUUUGUGGUCCAUCUUGGACUUGUCCACAGUGCUAGCUCAAGCGGGGGGUACCACAUCCUCUCACCCCAUUGUAGGACAGCACCUCAUAGUUUGGUGGCUGUGAGUAACAAGUUGAGUACCUUGUCCCAGUCACCAUUGUUUCCACAAGUCAAAAUGCACGGGCCGAGGGCAUAGGGCAGGCAUUGGUGUGUGUUUGCAUGCGUGCCUACUGCAAGGUAUACUUACUUUUCUGCAGGGGCUGACUGACUAUGUCACACCUAGGUCACACUAGGUCUACCCUGGGUCCGUCUGAGACCCCACCUGUUGCCUCUUUCCACAGUGGGAUCUCUGGGUGGUUCUGGAUGGUCUCUCAGGCCCACCUUUUGAUCCCUUAAAGCAGGCAAGCCUGGGUGUGCUUUGCUGUUUAGUAGACUAUACUGCAAGCCUCAGGAGUCUGACUGACUCUUUGUCUGCCACAGACCAAAAGCCCAUGCCGCGACUGGAUCACUGGAUUACAAUGCAAUCCGCGGGCAGUACGAGGCGAGGUGACGCACCCCCCGCAUCCACUUUUGUGUGGUCAUAUCUCAGGAGGAUGUUUGACUCUGAGUCUCACUUGCUCCAGAGGCUCCAGCUGGAUCAGGCUGACACCUCUUUGUCCUUUUCAGCUCCUGGCCUAGGUUGUGGGACCCCUAGGUGGGUGGUGCUCAAUUACCUGACCAUCCAUUUUUUUUCUCUCGCCAGUCAGCAGUUGGUUCUGGAUUGGUUGUGUCUACAUUCUGGGCCGGCUGAGAGUAAAACGCAUCCCUAAUGGCCUUAGGGAUGUGUACCAAUAGCGAAGGUAGGUAGUACCGGGAGUUACAUCUAGGUAAGUAGUACCUGGAUGUAACUCCAGUUCUAUGAAUACGUGUGUACCCUUCUAACUAUAGGUCCAGUUGCUGAGGGAGAUGUGCAGCAGGUGCACUUCGGUUUUAUAGUAGGUAGAUGCUACCUCCUGGCUGGGUGGUGAGUGGAAAGAUAGUGAAGCCCAUGAGAGCGCUACGCACAUACUCAUAGAACGAGUUACAUCUAGGUAACUACUACUUCACACGAAAUGAAUCCAGAGGUUUUUGGUGACCUCCUGACUUUUAGUGAUGGCACCCAGUUUAUUCCAAGUAAGCUGGUCAACGGAUGCAUACAUUGAAAAGUUUUUUAGGCUUUAGCAUUUUUAGAGUGUGUCCAUUUCUGGCUGGUUUGACUACACAGGAUGUAUUGAGUGUAGGUCAUCAGUUUUUUUUUGCAGAAUGUGAUGUCAAGGCUCUGAUGAGAGCGAAAAAUAAAUAAAUAAAUAAAUAUUGAUCAGUGAUUACAAACUAUAGUGUAUUAAAUUCAAUAGAGCGAUUCUACAGUGUGUAGUCUAGAAGUGUGAUAAUAUGGUGGUGAAACACAAUGGAAUAUUAACUUCUCUAUCUCCAAACACAGUGGAUCAGUGUUUAUAUUGAGCAGCUGAGCACAUCUACUUGGUCAGAGUUAAGCAAAGUUGAACUCUGACCUACGAAUCAUAGACAUCAUACAGAAACAGGAAAGGUAUGCUUGAAAGUGUCUGUCUUUCGUGCUUCAAUAGCAGUGCAUGGGAAAGAAUGGAAGUGUAAUGUUACCAUACCUUGCGUGUAACUAGAGUGAUUGUUUAUUGGGUUGUGAGCCCUGCCAAAUUGAGGGUGACCUGCACAAAUUACUGUACCUGAAUGCACCCUUGUAGACUCUGGCUAGAAUGAGGCUAAUGUGCUUCUAUCGCUAUACGCUCU